This is a messenger RNA of Vombatus ursinus (common wombat), 1973 nucleotides long. It is a transcript of the gene ERFE, whose product is annotated as erythroferrone. Gene Ontology annotation, biological process: positive regulation of insulin receptor signaling pathway; positive regulation of D-glucose import across plasma membrane; negative regulation of gluconeogenesis. The record is from RefSeq and is a predicted model, not a curated record. Bases 1 to 1500 code for a protein of 499 amino acids. Lineage: Eukaryota; Metazoa; Chordata; Mammalia; Diprotodontia; Vombatidae. The transcript has 10 exons. Gene Ontology annotation, molecular function: hormone activity.
AUGCUAGCUUUUGCUUUCUUCAGCUGGAGUCUGGCCGCUGAAGAUGCCGAAGAAAUCAUUGGCUCUUUUCCCUUUGUGGGUCUUAGGUGGAGAAGAAAAGCAGAAAAGGGAACUCACUCUGGACACCCUCUUCAGCACCACCCCCCACCUGGAGACAAGCCCUCCUUCCACCUUGGAGCAGGCCAGGCUUGGGUCCAGUCCUCCCGUCCCUUCCAAAGGUGGGGUUCUCUGGUGGACCUCACCAGAGGGUCGGAGGGUCCCGUCCAUCUGCUCCUGAGGGGGAUCGCGUUCCUCAGGCAGACAGGCGGGCCCCUCCGAAGCCACCCCAAGCUGGAGCCGAUGGCCAGGUGCCCGAUGGAUUCCUCUUUCCUGGGUCCAUGCUUGGUCCUCGGUGGAGACGCGGGGUGCUUGGAGAGGAAGGGCAGGGGCCCCUUCUGGAGGGCUCUGGGCUCUGGGAUGGCCACAGCUGUCCUUCCCAGCUGCUGGCUCCUGUUUCUCUUCCUGGGGCUGCUGGCAGCCGGCUCCUGUGAUGGCUCCGUUGAGUCGGAGAGGCACGGAAGUAGACGGGGUCCAGAGAAGCAAUCUCAGUGGAAUGACUUUCCCACGGAGCAAGGGGUGAGCAGCGGCCCUCUGCCAGCCUCUAAUGACCUGGAAGCCCCUGUCACCGAGAAGCCCCGAAGCAUUGACCCCAGGGACACCUGGAUGCUCUUUGUCAGACAGUCCAACAAAGGGGUCAAUGGCAAAAAAAGGAACACUGGGAAAUCCAAAAAGUACAAGCUUGGGCUCCCUGGGCCUCCUGGACCCCCUGGCCCUCAGGGCCCCCCAGGGUCUUUCAUCCCACCUGAGGAUUUAUUGAAGGAAUUCCAGCUGCUGCUGAAAGGGGCGGUGAAGCAUCGGGAGAAGAUGGGUCUGAAGCCGUGUGAGGACUGUGGGGGCCGGGAAGCUGAGGCUGAGGUGGAGGACAGGGUGGCCGAAGAGGAGGACGUCCUGGCCCUGGUAACCGGGUCCCUUGCACAGAGCUACAGACCUCACCGGGUGGAGGCCGCCUUCCACUGCCGGCUGCGAAAGAACAUGUCCAUAGAGCGGCGAUCCCUCCAGGAGCUGCAGCAAUAUUACCUGCCUGGAAAAGAAGGAUCGUUUCACCGAGGUCUGGGGCUGAACAUCACCAGCGGUCAGUACACAGCCCCCAUCACUGGAUUCUACACCUUUGCCGCUACCCUGUACAUCGUGCACGGUGGGGACCAUCAGAAGAAGGGGCAGCCUCGGUCCCGGGACCGCCUGCGGGUGCUGAUCUGCAUCCAGUCUCUGUGCCAGCGUAACGUAUCUCUGGAGGCCAUCACUGGCCUGGACAACAGCAGUGAGCUCUUCACCAUCUCAGUGAACGGAAUCCUGUACCUACAGGCUGGUCAGUAUGCCUCCGUCUUCAUAGAUAACGCUACCGGAUCAUCUCUCACCAUCCGCAGCGGUUCGGAUUUCAGUGCUGUUUUCUUAGGGGUAUGAAUUCCUUGAACCCUCAAGCGACUCCAGUGUCUUCAUCUCCCUUUUUCCACUGUAAACUGAAGUAGCAGCAAGUUUUCCUGGGGAAGGAGCCAAACUCUUCCCAGUCUAGGUGCCGCCUCGCCAAAGACUGCCAAACUUUUUGACCUCUCUGCAAAAUGGCCACCCCACCUCACUCCAGAGACAACCUCUACAAGACGGUGCAUUAGGGGUUGAUCGAUCGAAUACUUCGAAGAACAGAAAAAUGAGUGAUCUAUGUAUGAAGACUGUUUUCUCCUGUGAAAAUGAGGUGUUUGUGUAGCAUUUGUCAUGAAAAAAAAUUUUUUUGAAUCAACUUACUGGAAAUCUAGCAUAUAUUGAUUUCUGGUCAGACUAACCCUUCUAACUUCUCUGUAAAUUCCCCGUCUUGCCUUGAGAGCUGAUAGGUUCUGGCUGCACAAUCUGCUGGACAGCUACCAAAUGCCUUAAAGCUAUAC